CUGGGAACGAUUUCUUCGGGCCUUUAUUACAUAAGCCUCGCUUGGUCGCUUUAGGCCGCUGUAAGUGACGUACCGCUCGUUACCACCGCCUAAAGAGCCUCCAACCGCUGCAGUGAACUGUACCGUUCUUUGCCUUGCAGCAAGUUGAACCACUAGGUAUCAACAACCUGGCCUUUCUUUUCAGCCUUUUACAGUGUCACCCUUGCAUUCGUGAGAAUCGGCAUUCACUUGUUGAAUCUACCUCACUCGACCUCGAUCGAACGGGCUUCCCCCUUCUGCCUCUUUCUUAACCUCGUUGGACCCCUCUCCCCUCUCUCUCCCUGCCUCUUAUUCUGGUUUUCCCUCAGGAGCAACCAUGGCGGACUCACCCGAUCACGACACUCUCAUAGCGCAGUUCUCGACCAUUGUUGGGACGUCUGCGGACCAGGCGCACCAGUACCUUGCCUCAAACGACUGGAACCUAGAAACUGCUCUAGCGACUUAUUACGCUGCUCAAGAUGAUAAUAUGGAAGACGAAGGGGAUGACUCAGACUAUGACGAUGAAGACGAGCCGGCCACAUCCCACCAACCCGAGUCUCAAUACGGUGGUGGUCGAAGAUUAGGCGAAGGCCCGUCGGAUCCCCAACCGAUUCCUGUUGCUUCUACAUCUGGCUCCUCCUCGCGACCGAAGAAGGCGCCAACUACAAAGAAGAAGUUUGCUACACUUGGUGAUUUCAGCGCAGGGGGUACAAAUGGAGAUGACUCCGAUGACGACGAGAAGCAAGAUCUAUUUGCUGGCGGCGAGAAAUCUGGUCUGGCAGUGCAAAAUCCAGAUGAUCUCAAGAAGAGAAUAUUGGAAAAGGCGCAAAAGGCUGGCCCGCCACCAAAAGAUACGCCACAAAAGAAAUCCUACUUCACAGGAUCCGCCCGUACCUUGGGAGGCGACGAUGCCCCAUCGCGGGAAAUCCCUGCACCUCCUCAGCCUAGAGGUCGAGCGGAACGGGUCGAGCGUGUUCUGCACUUCUGGCAAGAUGGAUUCAGCGUUGACGACGGCGACUUGUAUAGGAUCGAUGACCCGAGAAAUGCCGAAAUCUUGAAUCUGAUCCGACAGGGACGGGCACCAUUGAAUAUCAUGAAUGUCCAACCUGGUCAGGAGGUGGACGUCGAAAUCAAACAGCAUGACGAGAAGUAUGUCAAGCCAAAGAAGAAGUUCCGGCCGUUUGAAGGAUCUGGUCAUCGUCUGGGAAGUCCUACUCCUGGAAUUCAGUCAAUGCCUGGUGCUUUCGCCUCCGAAUCAUCUGCGUCAAGUGCUGCACCUGCCGCUCCGGCCCCUCCUACAGCAGAAAUCGACGAGUCAAAGCCUACGGUGACUCUCAGAAUCAGCUUGGGCUCAGGUACACGGUUGACGUCCAGAUUCAACACGACGCAGACGAUUGGCGACGUUUACGACUUUGUUCGACGAGCUGAGCCUGGUGGCAGGGAGUUUGUGCUGCAGACCACUUUCCCGAUUGUGGAGCUGACUGACAAGACAAAGGUUCUUGGGGAUAUGCCGGAGUUCAAGAGAGGCGGUGCAGUGAUUCAGAAAUACAUCUGAUGGCUGACAGAGCGGCCAAGUCAAAUAAAGGACUGCUAGAUUGUCUGGAUUGGGAGAGCAAAAUGCUCUACCUACAGAAGCCCCAUGAGAGAAUAAAAUAGACCUGUAUGAAUGAUUGAGUUCACAAUCCCCAAUA
Molecule: messenger RNA, 1709 nt
Organism: Exophiala dermatitidis NIH/UT8656
Lineage: Eukaryota; Fungi; Ascomycota; Eurotiomycetes; Chaetothyriales; Herpotrichiellaceae
Exons: 2
Coding region: 356-1573 (405 amino acids)
Biological process (GO): membrane fusion; autophagosome assembly; proteasome-mediated ubiquitin-dependent protein catabolic process
Cellular component (GO): nucleus; cytosol
Molecular function (GO): ubiquitin binding
Source: RefSeq, a predicted model, not a curated record